AUGUCGUUGAAUCUGGAUAUGAACAACGCUACGAUGAUGAAGGACGAGCAGGGUCGCCCUUUCAUCGUCGUCAGAGACCAGGGGAGGAAGAGGCGCCAGUAUGGCAACGAGGCCGUCAAAUCUCAUAUUCUCGCCGCACGAACUGUAGCCAACAUCGUCAAAUCCUCUCUUGGACCCCGUGGUCUCGAUAAGAUUCUCAUUUCACCUGAUGGCGACAUUACGAUCACGAACGACGGCGCUACGAUCAUGCAACAAAUGGAGAUUAGCAACCAUGUCGCCAAGCUGCUGGUUGAGCUCUCCAAGUCUCAGGACGAUGAAAUCGGUGAUGGCACUACCGGUGUAGUUGUGUUGGCCGGUGCUCUGCUGGAGCAGGCUGCCGAUCUCAUCGACAAGGGCAUCCACCCUAUCCGAAUCGCGGAUGGCUACGACCAGGCCUGCGACAUUGCGAUUGCCGAGCUUGACAACAUCUCCGAUAAGAUUGAGUUCACAAAAGAUGAGACCGCCAACCUGGUCAAGGUUGCUCGCACCAGUCUGGGUAGCAAGAUUGUAUCCAUGGCUCACGAUCAAUUCGCCAACAUUGCCGUCGACGCUGUUCUCUCGGUCGCUGACCUGGAGCGCAAGGACGUCGACUUCGAGCUAAUCAAGGUGGAUGGCAAGGUCGGUGGCGCUCUCGAAGACUCCCUUCUCGUCAAGGGUGUCAUCAUCGACAAGGACUUUUCUCAUCCCCAGAUGCCCUCCGAAGUCAAGGAUGCCAAGAUUGCUAUCCUUACCUGCGCUUUCGAGCCUCCUAAGCCCAAGACCAAGCACCACCUCGACAUUACCAGCGUCGAGGAAUUCAAGAAGCUCCAGAACUACGAGAAAGAGAAGUUUAUCGAGAUGAUCCAGCAAAUAAAAGAUACGGGCGCCAACCUCGCCAUCUGCCAGUGGGGCUUCGACGACGAGGCCAACCACCUGCUUCUACAGAACAAGCUUCCCGCUGUCCGCUGGGUCGGCGGCCCCGAGAUGGAGCUCAUCGCUAUUGCCACAAACGGACGCAUCGUUCCUCGAUUCGAGGACCUCAAGGCUGAGAAGCUUGGCCAUGCCGGUAUUGUUCGGGAGAUUACUUUUGGCACGACACGAGAGAAGAUGCUGGUCAUCGAGGAAUGCGCCAACACAAGAGCUGUCACGGUCUUCGUGCGCGGAAGCAACAAGAUGCUCAUCGACGAGGCCAAGCGAUCGCUGCACGACGCUCUUUGCGUUGUUCGCAACUUGGUCAAAGAUAAUCGCGUUGUCUAUGGUGGCGGUGCUGCUGAAAUCGCAUGCUCUCUCGCCGUUGAGGACGCCGCCGGCAAGACGGCUGGUCUGGAGCAGUACGCCAUGCGCGCAUUCUCCGAGGCCCUCGAUGCCGUCCCCAUGGCCCUGGCUGAGAACAGCGGUCUCAACCCCAUCUCGACACUGGCAGAAAUUAAGAGCCAGCAGGUAAAGGCUGGUUCCGGAACCCGCGGCCGGCUUGGCGUGGACUGCAUGGGCCGUGGAAGCAACGACAUGAAGGAGGCUUUCGUUAUUGAUCCUUUGAUCGGCAAGAAGCAGCAGCUCCAGCUGGCUACGCAACUGUGCCGCAUGGUGCUCAAGGUUAAUAAUGUUAUCAUUGCCGGGUCGGAAGACAACGAAUGGUAA
Akanthomyces muscarius is the source of this 1656-nucleotide messenger RNA. RefSeq lists its product as uncharacterized. The transcript is spliced from 5 exons. Bases 1 to 1656 code for a protein of 551 amino acids. Lineage: Eukaryota; Fungi; Ascomycota; Sordariomycetes; Hypocreales; Cordycipitaceae. Gene Ontology annotation, cellular component: chaperonin-containing T-complex. The record is from RefSeq and is a predicted model, not a curated record. Gene Ontology annotation, biological process: protein folding. Gene Ontology annotation, molecular function: ATP hydrolysis activity; ATP binding; ATP-dependent protein folding chaperone.